Diversispora eburnea is the source of this 261-nucleotide messenger RNA. The record is from the annotation of a GenBank genome assembly. NCBI's taxonomy places the organism in Eukaryota, Fungi, Glomeromycota, Glomeromycetes, Diversisporales, Diversisporaceae.
AUGUUGAGCGAUAAAAAUAAAAAUAUUACUCCUGCAGGAAUUAUCGUCACUGAAACAAAUAACCGAAUUAUUCCAGCUACGAGACGUCCAGAUGGAAGUCUUCGCAAAGAACGUCGUGUUCGUCCAGGAUUUAUUCCACAAGAAGAUAUUGCUAUUUAUAAGAAUAGAUUUGUGGCAAAAAAAGAGCAUACUGAACAUAAUAAACGUAAUGAAAAUAAUGAAAAUAAUGAAAAUAACGGUAUAUCAUCACAAAAUAAUUAG